Messenger RNA from Chroicocephalus ridibundus (black-headed gull), 7578 nucleotides. It is a transcript of the gene STAU1, whose product is annotated as staufen double-stranded RNA binding protein 1. Bases 265 to 2358 code for a protein of 697 amino acids. The record is from RefSeq and is a predicted model, not a curated record. Gene Ontology annotation, biological process: germ cell development; intracellular mRNA localization; protein localization to synapse. Lineage: Eukaryota; Metazoa; Chordata; Aves; Charadriiformes; Laridae. Gene Ontology annotation, cellular component: neuronal cell body; neuron projection; plasma membrane. Gene Ontology annotation, molecular function: mRNA binding; double-stranded RNA binding. The transcript is spliced from 15 exons.
GUCACUUCCUCCCCGGCCGGAGCUGGCCCCGCUCAUUCUCUUUAGUGUUUGCCCUGUGCCCGCCGCCUCCCUCCGCCGCCGCGGUCGCCCCCCGGCCCCCCCCGAGACCCGGCCCAUGGACUGAGCCGCCCGCUGGCCCGCACCACCAGCCGGCCCGGGAGCCGCAGCCCAGGCAGCCAGGUCAGCAAUUUGGCUUCAUCACACUGAGUUUGCCUGCAUUCAGAGCUGUUUACCUACAGUAAUUCGCUCUGGUUGGAAGUGAACAUGUCUCAAGUUCAAAUUCAGAAUCCUUCUGCUGCCCUUGCAGGGAGCCAAAUAUUGAAUAAAAACCCAUCUCUCUCACAGCCUUUGAGUAUUCCUUCUACUACUAGUUCUUUACCCUCUGAAAAUGCAGGUAGACCUAUCCAAAACUCUGCUUUACCCUCUGCGUCAGUUACAUCCACCAAUGCAGCUGCAGCUCCUUCAAACAUGGCAAACCCCAAAGAGAAGACUCCAAUGUGUCUUGUGAAUGAGUUAGCCCGUUUCAACAAGAUUCAGCCUGAGUAUAAGCUUUUGAGUGAGCAAGGUCCAGCUCAUUCUAAGGUGUUUACAGUUCAGCUGACUCUUGGGGACCAGCACUGGGAAGCUGAAGGAACUAGUAUUAAAAAAGCGCAACAUGCAGCAGCUGCCAAAGCUUUGGAAGGGACAAAAUUCCCUAAGCCUACGGCUCGUCCAUCUCGUAGUGAAGGCAAAAAUCCAGACAGUGUAACCCCCACAGUGGAGUUAAAUGCACUUUGCAUGAAGCUGGGAAAGAAACCUAUGUACAAACCUAUCGAUCCUUACACGGGGAUGAGAUCAACUUACAGCUAUACUAUGAGAGGUGGCACUUAUCCUCCUCCACGGUACUUUUACCCAUUUCCUGUUGGGCCCUUACUUUAUCAAGUUGAGCUUUCGAUUGGAGGGCAGCAGUUUCAUGGGAAAGGAAGAACAAGACAAGCUGCUAAGCAUGAUGCAGCUGCUAAAGCACUGAAAGUUCUGCAGAAUGAGCCCUUGCCUGAGAAACCAGAGGUUAACGGAAAAGAACCAGAUGAUGAAAAUCUCAAUAAAUCUGAAAUAAGCCAAGUUUUUGAGAUUGCACUUAAAAGGAACUUGCCUGUGAAUUUUGAGUUUUUCCCUCUGAAACAGGUGACCAAGGAAAGUGGUCCUCCCCAUAUGAAGAGCUUUGUAACCAAGGUGUCAGUUGGAGAAUUCAUGGGUGAAGGUGAAGGAAAGAGCAAGAAGAUCUCCAAGAAAAACGCUGCAAUAGCAGUCCUAGAAGAACUGAAAAAAUUGCCACCCCUUCCUACGGUUGAGAAAAUGAAGCCACGAAUCAAAAAGAAAACAAAAUCAAUAGUGAAGCUGCAGACGAGUCCAGAAUAUGGUCAAGGAAUGAAUCCCAUCAGCAGACUUGCCCAGAUACAGCAGGCCAAGAAAGAAAAGGAACCAGAGUACAUGCUCAUCACAGAACGUGGCCUUCCAAGGCGCAGGGAGUUUGUUAUGCAGGUGAAAGUUGGUGUACACACAGCCGAAGGAAUGGGCACGAACAAAAAAGUUGCUAAACGCAAUGCAGCUGAAAAUAUGUUGGAAAUUUUAGGUUUCAAAGUCCCUCAACCUCAACCUCCAAAGCCAGCAUUAAAGACAGAAGAGAAGACACCAGUAAAGAAACCAGCCGAUGGAAGAAAAGUAACCUUCUUUGAGCCAGGCUCUGAAGAGACUUCAACUAGUAAUAAAGAAGAUGAAUUUAGGAUGCCUUAUCUCAGCCAUCAGCAGCUUCCUGCUGGAAUUCUUCCCAUGGUCCCUGAGGUUGCACAGGCUGUAGGAGCCAACCAAGGACACCACACCAAAGAGUUCAGUAGGGCAGCCCCAAAUCCUGCCAAGGCUACCGUAACAGCAAUGAUUGCUAGAGAGCUUUUGUAUGGUGGUACUUCUCCUACUGCUGAGACCAUAUUAAAGAAUAACAACUCAUCAGGCUACGUACCCCACGGACCACUUACUAGGCCCUCUGAGCAGCUGGACUAUCUUUCCAACGUUCAAGGAAUCCAGGUUGAAUAUAAAGACUUUCCAAAAAAUAACAAGAAUGAGUUUGUAUCUCUUAUAAACUGUUCCUCUCAGCCACCACUGAUCAGUCAUGGAAUUGGAAAGGAUGUAGAAUCUUGCCACGAUAUGGCUGCACUGAAUAUUUUAAAGUUGCUGUCUGAGUUGGACCAACAAACCACAGAGAUGCCACGAACAGGAAAUGGACCAAUGUCUGUAUGUGUGAAACAAGAAAUGGAAAGUGACCCUCUUCUCAAACCGGCUAACUCAAACACUUUGGGACAAACACUGGACAGCACUGCCUAAAAAAGGCUUUUGACUGGACCCAAACCUGAAAGCACCAGAGAAAAUCAAAUGCUUCCUAUUAAUGUAACCUAACUGUUUUAGAGUGCUACAGUCUUUACAACCUACUGUAGUGUCUAAAUCAUAACCGUUGCUUUUUCUUCAAACAGUGAUAAAUUUUUAGUUUCAUUAUGUUGUUUUGAUUGAAAUGACACUAUAAAUUUUUCAUUUAAAAGUUUCUUAAUUGUAUCUAGAACAAUAGCACAGUUUAGAAACUUUGUCUUCUGAGACUGACAUGUUAUCUGUGAACUAACUUGGGAAGAUCAUAUCCAUGUAUGUGGUUAUUUUGUUUUUAUUGAAAUAGCAACGUUUCACUGGAAACAAAUUGUGUGCCCACCGUUUUUAAAAGUCCAAUAUUUUCACAAACCUUAGCUUAAUUAUCCAACGGUUGAAUUAAUUAAAACUCUUUAGGAAUUUUAAACUUUGUUUGAUCACUUUUGGUUAAUUUCUAGUUUUCUUUGAGUGGGGGGUAGGGGAACUCGAAUGCAACGUGACUUUAAAUGAUCUCUGAUCGAUGUUUUAAGGAUUGUGUGUAUAGAUGGCACACAGCUCACUACAUUACAGGAUAUGAUCUCAAUGUAGUGCAUAUAAAACUGCAGAUUGAUUUUCCUUGAGUGCUUUAUACUGUUUAAUUACAUCUCCAUGUAGGGCUGAAAAAAAUUACCUAUGUUUAUAUAUAAACUGUGUUGCUUUUGAUGUUGUGUUAUUGCGCACUGAACCGUGCGCAAUAAAGUUUUUUGCAUAUGGUCCAGGUAAAGCACGAUAGCCUUGCAAGUUAAGUACUGCUUCAGUUCAUUGUUUACGCUGGAAUUUUUUCUCCCCAUGGAAUGUAAGUAAAACGUAGUGUUUGUCACCAAUAAAUGGUAAUACUAAAUUUUUUUGGUUAAUUUAUUCUUGUAUGCCACUACAGGGGCUGCUUUUUUUAUAGGAUUUGUAAUGCUUGUGAUAUAGUACGGGCAGUAUUGUAAAGCUAUGGAGUAACUGUACAAUGGUUAUCAAUUACAUAUAAAUAACUACUAUUUAGUAAUGUUGAGGAUGUGAAAACCUGGCAAGGUCAAGGAAAUUCAAAAGUAACGUGGGUACAUUUUGUUAUUUGUGCCACAGUGUGUUAGUGCAACUGUAUUAAUGGGAGCUUAAACUAAAGUUAAGAUUAUGACAAGAAACCUGGCACAACAGGUUGGUAUGAUUUCAAAGUUUAAGUCUCUACUUUUAAGUUUCCUUGUUUGCUUGUAAUUUGAGUCAUAACCUUGCCUUGCACUUAGUAAUUUUGCGGGGGUGGUACUUUCAAAGCAAAACUUUCCCUCUAGCAACAAAAUCUGGCACGGUAGACUGACACAUGAAAGUGUAUCGUUUGGAUGUGAACUACGUUCAGUGUGUACUUUACUGGUGAUCUGUAGCAGCACUUCCUAAACACAUGUUUGCAGCGCGUGUAGUAACUCUCAUCACAGAAAGCAGUUACUGCAUUUGCUGUGUCUCAAAGCUAAAUGUCUCGGCCAUUUUAUUUGCAUUAUCAAAAGCAAUCAGGCCACAUUAACUGCAUACCAAACUUUAUUGAAUCAAGUUGGUUUUGAGCAUUAUAAGCGGAAAAAAAAAAAACAUUGUAAAGUUUUUUUGGGUUUUGUUUUCUUUUUUUUUUUUUUACAUUUGUAGAACUAAAAUGCUGUACAUUUAAAAAUUAAAAGAAACUUGCUAGGCUGAGGCUUUGUAUUGCAAAUUCUUACAACUUAGAAACUGCUUACCAAACAAUUUAUAGUGCAAAAAAAAAAAUACCACAUUGAUAGCAAUGUAAGUGGUCUGCCUACCUUUAUCCGCUGUUACUUAGGAGUUCUCUCUCUGGAUGGGACUGGAGCCUUUUCUUCUGUUUUGCAGCGUUCAUUUGUUGAUAAUGCUGUGUUUCAUAUGAACCUGAAUGAAGGUACUUUGCCAUAGAUACCUCUGUUCCAAUAGUCUUAAAUGCAUCUGUCAUCUUAGAGGUGCAAUGUAAGAGAAGGUUCUUCUGUCAAAGAGCUUGUAAUCACAGCCCCAUGAUGGAAGACUUCAGGUCACUAUGCGGAUUCUGGGUAAGCCAAAGGGAGUUCUAGAUAAAAGUCUGGUUUUUUUUCUAGAGCACUACAAUCACUUGCUUUUUCUGUUGUCUGCUCUGUGCUUGGUACAGCAAAGCUAGGAAGAAUGAUUACGUAUUACAUGUAAUCACCUGAAGGCUUUAUAUGACACUUUGAUUCAACAGAUAAUAAAAUGUUCUAUGAAGAACAGAAAUAUAAGAAAACUGAGGAGAAGGUGAAAUUCUCUGGCUGCAGUAGACUAGCAAGCUGGUACUGGUAUAAAGCAUACAUUUCUGAGUACUAGCAAAGUGCUGUCUGCAAGAGACCUCACCUUCUUGGAUUCUUUCUUUGAACUUUUUACUUUUGUUUUUGAUCUUAAGAAACCUUUUGACUGCAAGUGAAUGAGCUGGAGCUUCCAAAUAUGAGUGUCAGUGUACAUUAACUCAGGCUUUGUGCCGUUCAGUAAUGAUCCCAUUAUAGAAAAUGUAAGUAUAGGGUCUGUUCCAAAAUUACUUUCUUGUAUUCAGAUCUCAAUUGGUUAGGGUUGUUCUCCCACAAGCGGAUUUUACCAAGCAUUUUUCUCCCCAUUAUCUUAUUUGACUCUGCUUAAAUUGCCACAUUUUAGUAAAUUAAUGCAUUUUUUUCUGUUUCUCCAUAAGUAUUUGGCAAUAUGGCACCACUAAUCUGAGUGUUCCAGAAUCUGCCGUACAUUUAACAAAUUGUGACAUUUUGCACUCAAAAUAUUUAGUUUAGUUCAGCUGCAGACAACUUCCCUUUAAUCGCUUUCAAAUGGGAGUAAGAAAAACAAAGUAUUUAAUGCGAUCUGUCAGGCUUGUAACUAUUGUGCUAACAGCUGCAACACUGAUCUUGUUUCUUUUCAGAAUUUACCAUGUUAUUAUUCCAGCCCCUUAAAUCAUAGGGCCAGUGUUCUGCAAGUAGGGAUGCCCUCAAGCCACAGCUUCAAAGUGGAGAGGAAGGAGGUCUGAUCCUAAGGGAUCUGCUUUAGUGUAACUCGUAAUGGAGGGUGAUUCCCGAGGAGGCUGGUCUGGUCACUGGGGGACAGGAGAUGUGAUGUGGCAAAACGAGUCACUGAAUUCCAGUGCAUUUCAGUCUUGUUCAUUUGGACCUUUUUUAACGCCUGCCCAUCCCGCUUCCAAAUGCAGAGCAUACGGGCUCAAAGGAAGUAUCUGAGGAGUUUGGAAACCAGAUUCUGGAAAUAUUUAUGUUCAUUUUCCAGUAGUUCAGCUUGUAAAUAAGAUCAGCAGAGACCAGACAGUGUAGGCAAUACAUUUUUCUUCACCAAAGAAAAUGUCCUGUCUGCCUGUCCUUCCUCCCAUGUCUGGAGUCUGCCAGUCUCCAGUCUUCAUGUUGUUUUUUUCUGCUGUUGGAAAGAAAGCACUCAUUACUGUUCUCUGAAAUUUCAAAGCCUUAAUUAAGCCAACUUCUAAAUUCUAGCAGCUUUUGCAUUGCUUUUCUUCAAGCUUUUUCUUAUUCUUACAAGUAUGCAGCUGCACUUAAUAGAAGCUCUUGUCAAAAUAACAACACUGGAGAGGUGCAGUCAAAUGUCUCUUGUUUCAAUGCCCUGUGGAAGAACCUGAAGAGAAGAGUGGCUUUGUGAUGUGCUGCAUAUCAAACCUGACAAAUGAAGCCUGUUCCGGUGCUGUGUUCUCAAGCUUAAAGUCUGCUGCUCGAGUCUCCUAUUUUGAGUAACAAGUUGCACUCUGAAGUUGGUGUACAAGAAGGAAGGUAGUCCAUGAUCAUCCAGGGCUUUUUGCUUUCUUGGAUGGGUCAGUUUGCUAUGCUCAAGACAAAAAAGUGCAUCACGUAAAAGUUAAAGGGGAAUAAUGACAUUAGUCAGGGAACUUUUUUAAGGCAGAAUAUUUUGUCUGUUAGUAGGAAGUCCUGACUCCCCGAAGGAAGAAACAUGACUUUUCAUGAUCCAUCAUUCUUGGUUUCAGGAUGGAGAUCUUAAAGAAAAGAAGGAUUUGUGCAAAAUUUAUUUUUGGGAAUGCUGACCUGUAGGAUACCUAAAAUGUGCCUACAGAAUGAGAAGCAGCCUGGAUUCACUGCAAUACCUGUUUCUUCCACAAUAUUAAAAUACAUUCCCAUAACUUGGACAUAGACAGCUGUUAUUUCCUUAGGAACAAUCCUAUCUGAAAGGACUCAGGUGGGGAAUCUGGAGUCUGCAAGCCAGUUAUUCUUGUUCUCAAUUCUCUGGCCAAAUUUUAGUACCAUAUAUCAGAGUUAAAUGUAGCUGUACUUGGAGUUCCACUGAAAUUAUUAUGUUACCUAAGGAUCAAACCAAAAUUCUGUUCUAACCCACUGAUCAAAGUUAAAAAUAGUUUUAUUCUGUCCAAAUGUAUAUGGUGGAGUUUCCAAAAGUGCCUAACUGCAGGAAGGGAUAGGAUGUCUGUAUACCACUUCACUAAUCUUGUUCUGUGAAGCAACCAUAUAAUUGUUUGCUGCGUUUAUUUUGAAAAUCUGCAGACAGAAACCAAGAAAAUGUGUGAUUCAAUGUAAUAUCUUCCUUAAGGGCUUCUAUAGUUAAGUGAGUUUACUUUGACUACUCCUCUGUUUAAACUCAGACAAAGAAAUGCUGCUCCAGAGGUGGUUACAAAUCUGAAAAUACUCAAGUUCAUCUCUGUGGCUGUGACACGAUGUAUUGCCUCCCUUUACCUGCUGAUUGGAUACGUACACUUAACACCCAGGAACUUCUCAGCAAGAACCUGAACAUCCCAUGGAAGGAGGCCGGGGAAAAAAAUUAAGUUGUUAGAGCAGAUUAAAAUCUCAAGGGUAUUCAUUUAAUCUCUGGAUUAGAACUGAAUAAAAGCAUACAGAUUGUGAAUAAUACUUAUCCAAGAGUGUAUUUUAUUCUCUGACAAAUUAUUUUGUAUACAUCUAGCAGUAUCCUAAUGCAACAGAAUUGUAUUUGAUUAGAAAUGAAAAAAAUCAUAGUCCUUUUAAACUUUACUCAUUCUCUGCCUUCCAAUUUCACAGUAUUUUUUCGUAACCUGCUAGUAGAGGAUGUUUUAGGUCUUAAAUGUCCCAUAUUAACAAUGCAGAAAAUGUCCUUCACAGAGUAUGCUUUCAAUACUUUAAUCCUCUACUACCAUUCUUUCAUUAUCUUUACCAUUUCCAACCA